AGGGACUACGCAACUAAGGAACUAGCCAAUUAUGUCUGUUUACGUGUGUUUCUAACAUAAGAAUAAUGAGAUUGUAUAUAGGGAGAUUUUUGUAGUUAAGUUGAAGGAGUCAACCAUAGUCCCGAAGCCCUGUUCUCAUUUUGUGGUUUUAUUUCCACACAAGACUACAAGGGUAGAAGGACAUACCAUUCCAAUAAGCAAUUACCCACUUUUCCGGGCAGAAAACGAAAGAGAUAAACUAGCAUGGGUUGGAAUUGGAUGAGGAUCACCUUCAACCUUGUCCCAGUAUCACUUUCCCUCCUGCUGCUCCUCAAUUUUGCAACCACCGCUAAAGCACAAGGUCCCACUUAUGUUUACAAUAUUUGUUCAGACAACAAGACCACUGCCAACAGCCUCUUCAAAAAGGAUAUUAACACCCUCUUCUCAUCUCUCUCUUCCAACGCCACCGCCAACGCUGAAUUCUUCAACACCACCGUCCCUGGCACAAACUCCAACGACACGGCCUACGGUCUCUUCAUGUGCAGGGGCGACUUAUCCUCUUGCGGGCAGUGCGUGGUCAACGCCACACAGAAGCUUUCAUCCGAUGCAAAUUGUUCCUUAUCGAAACGAGCCAUCAUUUGGUACGACGAGUGCAUGGUUUGGUACUCCAAUAACCGCUCUAUCUUGUCCACAAUGUUCACGAGGCCCGGCGUUUGCCUCUCCAACACGGGGAAUGUCUCCAACCAGGAAAGCUUCAUGAAGUUGUUGUUCAAAACCAUGAAUGAAACGGCGAAAGAAGCAGCCAAGUCCCCUGUUCUUGAAAAGAAGUACGCUACAAAGCAAGCCAACAUAUCUGGUUUUCAGAACCUUUAUUGUAUGGCUCAGUGUACCGAUAACCUCACACCACGAGACUGUGCCAGCUGUCUAACUGAGGCCAUAACCAAAUUAACUCCUUGUUGUGGAGGAAAGCAGGGAGGGAGGAUUCUAUUCCCCAGCUGUUUCGUUCGGUAUGAGUUGUACCCUUUCUAUAGCUCUAAUGCUUUGGCUCCUUCGCCUUCUCCGUCGGCAGGGCUAGUUCCUCCUCCACCUGCAACUAAUUCAUCUCAUUCCGGAGGAAGUAGUGGACUAUCAUCCGGGACUAUUGUUGCAAUUGUGGUUCCAAUUGCAGUGGCUGUGCUACUGUUUGUUGCGGGCGUUUGUUUCUUAAUUAGAAGAAGAGCAAGGAAGAAGCAUGACUCUGCACAAGAUCCACAAACUGUGACCGAGAUCUCUAGCAUUGAUUCGUUGAGAUUUGAUUUGAGUACAAUUGAAGCAGCCACAAAGAAAUUCUCUCAAGAUAACAAGCUUGGAGAAGGUGGAUUUGGUGAGGUUUACAAGGGCUUGCUUCCAAGUGGACAAGAAGUAGCUGUUAAGAGGCUCUCUAAAGGAUCUGUACAAGGUGGAGAAGAAUUCAAGAAUGAAGUAGAGCUGGUUGCCAAGCUUCAACAUAGAUAUCUAGUCAGGCUUUUGGGAUUUUGCUUGCAAGGAGAAGAGAAGAUACUUGUAUAUGAAUAUGUACCCAACAAAAGCUUGGACUACAUUCUUUUCGAUCCUGAGAAACAAGGAUUGUUGGAUUGGACAAGACGAUACAAGAUUAUUGGAGGCAUUGCUCGAGGAAUUCAAUAUCUCCAUGAAGAUUCUAGACUUAAAAUCAUACAUCGUGAUCUUAAACCUAGCAACAUAUUGUUGGACGAAGAUAUGAAUCCAAAAAUUGCAGAUUUUGGUAUGGCAAGGUUAUUUGCUGUUGAUCAAACUCAAGGAAAUACUAGCAGGAUUGUUGGGACAUAUGGCUACAUGUCCCCGGAAUAUGCGAUGCGCGGAGAGUUCUCGGUUAAGUCUGAUGUAUACAGUUUUGGAGUCCUUGUUUUGGAGAUUAUAAGUGGCAAGAAGAUCAGCUCUUUCUAUGAAACAGAUGCUGAUGACCUAGUGAGCUAUGCUUGGAAACUCUGGAAGGAAGGGACACCCUUGGAAUUGAUGGAUCCCACGUUGAGAAAAUCCUAUACUCCAAAUGAAGUUAUGAGAUGCAUCCAUAUUGGUUUGCUCUCUGUCCAAGAAGAUCCAGCAGAUAGACCUACAAUGGCAACAAUAGUGCUUAUGCUGGAUAGUUAUUCUGUUACUCUACCAGUACCUAACCAGCCAGCAUUUGUCGUGCACAGCGGAACCGAUUCAAACAUGCCCAAGGAGCUGCAAUUCAGUGGAGCUACAACCAAUGUAUCAGUGCAAAAUUCUGUCAAUGAGAUGUCAGUUAGCGAAAUGGAUCCUAGAUAAGAUAUUAAGAUUGAAUUGUUCCACGAGGCUUUGAAAAUUUUAUAUAUUCUUAUACAUAUUCUAUGGACUUUCUUUAUUAAGGUGAAAGUUCAAAUUAUUGUAACGCUUUGUGGUUGCUUAUUUUUCAAUAUGAAAAAGUACUUUUUUGCUUAUCAAGAGAAUACAAAUAUGUGACGUGAAGAUAAGAUGAUCAAGAA
This is a messenger RNA of Arachis stenosperma, 2483 nucleotides long. Its product is annotated as cysteine-rich receptor-like protein kinase 10. Gene Ontology annotation, biological process: protein phosphorylation. The transcript is spliced from 8 exons. The record is from RefSeq and is a predicted model, not a curated record. Gene Ontology annotation, molecular function: protein kinase activity; ATP binding. NCBI's taxonomy places the organism in Eukaryota, Viridiplantae, Streptophyta, Magnoliopsida, Fabales, Fabaceae. The coding region runs from base 244 to 2286 and encodes 680 amino acids.